Messenger RNA from Medioppia subpectinata, 3612 nucleotides. NCBI's taxonomy places the organism in Eukaryota, Metazoa, Arthropoda, Arachnida, Sarcoptiformes, Oppiidae. The record is from the annotation of a GenBank genome assembly.
CCUCACGGAGGGAUUGCGCCCAGAAUUUGGAGCCAUUCGACAGUUAAGGCAUGGGUUGAGGAAAAAGUGGAAUUGGUUUGUGUGGCUCAGGCCUGGCCUUCACCACAAUACAGAUGGUAUAAAGAAGAUGAAAGCGGUCUCAUAUCGCCAAUUGUGUCGACACAACACAUGCAUAUAUACGACUCGCUUUUGAUUAUAAAUCAGGUUAUGUCUCAUCAUUCAGGCAAAUGGAUUUGUGCCGCAAAUAACAGCGUCGGCGAAGAGAAAGUGAGCCUCAAAUUGAUGGUCAUCUCCCCUAUUGUUGUUCAUAUAGAGCCGGAAUUAUUAGUGGCCGACAUCGGCAAAGGGGCCGCUUUUAACUGCAGUUUCACCGGCAAUCCAAUCAACUAUCAUGUGAUAUGGCUUCGAGACGGCCGUCCGCUGACCACCGAUUCAUUCAGUGGUGCCCUCAAUGACGGCCGAAUCCGUCUCAUCCAACCCACACUUCUCUCCAUCAGAAAUGUCAUCAGAGAGGACGCAGGUUGCUAUCAAUGUGUUGUGCAAUCGGAAUACGAGUGCUCGCAGGCGAGCUCUCAACUCAAAUUAGGUGAUAGUCCGCCGAUUAUGUUGGAAACAUUCAAAGAUCAACUCAUUGUCGAGUCGGCACAGUCUAUGUCAUUACGAUGUGCCGCAUCCGCAUCACCACUGCCUCAGAUUAAAUGGUAUUUGGAUGACCACACCGUCAACGCUGUGACCAACAGAUAUCGUAUCGGAGAUUAUGUCACACAUGGAGGACAAGUGAUUAGUUUUGUCAAUAUUAGUUCCGCACGUGUUAUAGACGGCGGGGAAUAUCGAUGUGUGGCGAUUAAUGAUGCGGGUCAGGCCUCAUAUACAGGCAGAGUGAAUGUGUUGGGAACGCCAGCACUUCGCACAUCAUGGCUGUCAUCCUCAUCGAUGUCACCAAAUAUUAAUAACACACUGACUGUCGUUUCCGGCCGUUCAGUAUCAGUGCGCUGUCCAGUAAUCGCAUAUCCAAUUGAAUCGCUUGUAUGGCAACACAAUUCAAAUACAUUACCAGUCAAUCAUCGGCAGAAAAUUGAGCCAAUCAUUAAUGGUGUCGGCGGUAAACUACAUAUCAAUAAUGUUCAUCGCAAUAAUGACCAAGGAGAGUAUUGGUGUAUUGUCAAGGGCUCUAAUGGUAAGGCAGUAAAGGGAAGCAUACAUUUGAUUGUAAAAGUCGCGCCUUUAAUUGAUGGACAGCCACUAUCGGAGACGACUAGAGCUAAUCAAGGGAUGAAAGUUAAGUUAAUGUGCUCUAUAUUAGAAGGCGAUCCUCCCAUACAAAUCAAAUGGUAUAGAGAGGACAGCAAAGCACCCGUAGUCUCAAGUCAUACCAUUUCCCUUCAAAAUUCUGAGGACUAUUCACUUCUCACAUUCAAGAGCGUAGAGCACAAAGAUAUGGGCCAAUGGACAUGUAAGGCUUGGAAUGAUGUGGAGUCAGUAAAUCGGAGUACAUAUCUCAUAGUGAAUGUGUCCCCCGGUUGGAAACAAGAGCCCAAAAACACUUACGUUGUAUUGGGCGCUGACUGUGUGAUUGAUUGUUGGGCUGAUGGCUCUCCGAUACCCAAAAUCAUAUGGAAAAAGUCGAUCGCCACCAACGCUGGCACCGACUCGUCCGCUGAUGCGGAACAUCCGUCCGACUUUAGGGAAGUGGUCUCAUCCUAUAGACAUCAAGUCUACCAAAACGGCACUUUUGUCUUACAAGAGGCCGAUAAGUCUGACGCCGGCUUCUAUAUGUGCCAAAUAUCUAACGGAAUCGGUGCUGGUUUGAGCAAGGUGAUUCAAUUGGUUGUGCAAUCGCCGCCUUAUUUUGACAUCAAAUUCAUAAGUAAUAGUGCGGUUAAGAGCGAAACAGCUGUACUUCAAUGCGAAGCACAGGGAGAUCCAGUGCUAAGAGUCGAGUGGCAGAAAGAUAAACAACAAAUCAGUUCAUUAAUUGACAAAAGAUAUUCAAUAAAACAGGAAAUAAUAUCUCCGCAGAAAGUGAUCUCAUAUUUAGAGAUAUCAUCGACUGUUAGACACGAUUCGGCUCUCUAUACGUGUUUGGUAUCCAACGAUUUUGGCACCGAUGACACCAACAUUCAGCUUAUAGUACAGGAGGUUCCGGAGCCUCCCUAUGGACUGUCGGUCACUGAGAUCUCAAGCCGUAGCGCAACCAUCGCUUGGAAGUCGUCUUUUUCAGGCAACAGCGCUAUCAUUAGAUAUCUACUCGAAUAUCGAACCAAUUGUAGCGAUGAUCAGCUCUGGCAGGAAGUGUCUACUCUUACCUCUAGUGACACCAGACUUAGUCUCAGAGCUCUAUUACCCGUUUGUUACUAUGAGAUCAGAAUGUAUGCCGAAAACGCAUUGGGAAGAAGUGACACCACUUCCUCCACAAUAGUCUUUCAAACGGGGGAAGAGGUUCCCGGGGGUCCGCCCACUGAUGUCAUCAUCGAAACCACUUCCUCCACUUCAUUGAAGAUCAAAUGGAAACCUCCACUAAAAGAAGUUCAAUUCGGAAAAAUCAAAGGAUAUUAUAUUGGGUACAAAAUAGCAGAUUCUGACGAACCGUUUCAAUAUAAAAAUGUGGACAUUAUCGGGGAUAACGACUCGAAUAAAUUCGAGACCAGUUAUGUGACAAACUUGAAGAGGAAGACCACGUAUAUACUGGUGGUUCAGGCGUACAACGGUGUGGGCGCCGGUCCUCGAUCUGAUGAGCCGCCAACCUCUCCACUGCUGGAAGUGAUCGCCACUACUUCUGAUUCAAUUACUCUGAGAUGGGAUGCAAAUCAAAAUGAUAUCAUCGAAGAGCGAGAAUAUGUAUUGCAUUUCAAAGAAGAUCGCGAACAACAGUGGCAUCAAAAGAAGUUGAGAACUAAAUCUAAUCAAUAUGUUUUAGAUUCAAGCAAUGGUUUAGUAAGCAUUCGUUGCGGCACUAAAUAUAAACUAUUUAUGACGGCAUCCAAUAGUUUGGGAACCGGAGAACCGAGUGAGACGAUAAGCGCCAGAACUAAAGGCGCGGCACCGCUUUCGCCAUCCACUCAGGAGUUUGUGAUCCCAAACUCGACCGCAUCUAUGCUAAGGCUGAACAGCUGGCAGACGGGCGGCUGUCCUAUCAAAUCGUUUAGUUUCAAAUACAAACCCAUUUAUCAAAAGAAUUGGAUUACAUUAUCAGAUGAAGUCAUCUUUGAAAAGGACUUCUACUUUAUCCGUGAUUUAGUGCCCAAUAAAGAGUACAAACUUUUAGUAAGCGCUCAUUCAGACGCAGGUGUGACUGAAGCCGAGUACAGCUUCAAGACGUUAAACAUAUCGCUAAUGGUUCGGGUGGUCUCACCGCAGGCACCGGUCGAUGCCUCAGCUCAGGCCGAAUCGUUAUCGCUGUUCCGAAACAUAACAGUUCUCUUACCCGUCAUUAUCUCAAUCAUCGUAUUGUGUGUCAUAUUAGGCACACUAUUGGGUUGUAUGCGUCGACAGCACGUGAACCAAGUGGUGAAUGGCAUGAAUGGACUCAAUAGCAACAAUUGUAUCCAUAAGACAGAGUUAAGACAAUCGCAAGAGACGUUUCAAUUGAAUGACUUCCAUGCCUCAGAUUAA